Equus caballus (horse) is the source of this 948-nucleotide messenger RNA. Lineage: Eukaryota; Metazoa; Chordata; Mammalia; Perissodactyla; Equidae. The record is from RefSeq and is a predicted model, not a curated record.
CUCAUGUCUGCUUCUUCUGCUUCCAUUAUUAAUUCCUCGAUAUUUAUUCUCACAGGGUUCCCUGGUCUAGACCAGUACCAUCCCUGGUUUUCAAUUCCCUUCUCCUCCAUCUAUGCUAUGGUUUUCCUGGGAAACUGCAUGGUGCUCCAUGUGAUCCGGACUGAGUCGAGCCUGCACCAGCCCAUGUUCUAUUUUCUGGCCUUGCUGGCCCUCACUGACCUGUGCAUGGGGCUGUCCACAGUGCACACGGUCCUGGGGAUCCUCUGGGGGCUCAACCAAGAAGUCAAUCUGGAUGCCUGCAUUGCCCAAAGUUACUUUAUUCAUGGACUCUCGUGCACAGAGUCUGGAGUCCUUCUCGCCAUGGCCUUUGAUCGCUUUAUAGCAAUUUGCAAUCCUCUGAGGUAUACGUCCAUCCUGACUAAUAAUAGAGUCAUUCAUUUUAUGGUGACCAUUUUGAUGAGAAGUGCUUUGUCUAUUCUUCCCGUCAUCAUUCGUUUGAAGUUCUUCCCUUACUGCCGUCCCCACAUCCUCUCUCACUCUUUCUGCCUUCACCAGGACCUACUCCGGCUGGCCUGCUCUGACAUCCGCUUCAACAGCCUCUAUGCCCUGGCUCUAGUGAUUUGUACUUUGUUGUUGGAUGCCGUCCUCAUUCUUAUCUCCUAUAUUUUCAUCUUGCAUACGGUGCUGGCAAUUGCAUCCCGGGAGGAGAGGCUCAAGUCCUUGCAGACCUGUGUUUCCCACAUCUGUGCUGUCCUGGUUUUUUAUAUUCCCAUCAUUGGUCUCACCAUGGUGCACCGCUUUGGAAAGCAUCUCUCACCUUUGGUUCAUGUCCUUAUGGGCAAUAUCUAUAUUCUCUUUCCACCCCUGAUGAAUCCAAUCAUCUACAGUGUAAAGACCCAGCAGAUCCGAAGCAGGAUGAAGAAGUGGUUUUCCCUGAAAAUGGGGUGA